Messenger RNA from Nylanderia fulva, 3891 nucleotides. RefSeq names its product microtubule-associated protein tau (gene tau). Gene Ontology annotation, molecular function: microtubule binding. The record is from RefSeq and is a predicted model, not a curated record. Gene Ontology annotation, cellular component: neuron projection. Lineage: Eukaryota; Metazoa; Arthropoda; Insecta; Hymenoptera; Formicidae. Gene Ontology annotation, biological process: microtubule cytoskeleton organization; neuron projection development.
AAUAUAUACAAUGUUAUGAUACAAUCCAUGUGUCUGCAUAUUGUAAUUCACUCACAGUUAAUUAAUUAAAAUAUCUCUUGGUCAGCUAAAAGUAAAAUUUCGUUCUAAAUGUGAAAUUAUGAUUGCGUUUGACAUAAAAUUUGAUGCUGAGGAUAUUCUCUAUUUGAGUGCGAAAUAUAAUUUUUUCCAGCACACGAUCGAUAUUUUUCUCGCAGCUUUGAUCGCGCAUAGUACAGAGUCUCCAGUAAUAUAUACCAUAGGCACACACAGUAAGGGUAGUCUUCGUUGUCACGUUAUCUGACACGCUGCGACAUUCAUUCACCACGUAGCGGUGCAUUGAUGUCGAUCGCUUGGUUUGUGCGCCUAGCAGGCGCACCUUUAUAAAGAGCUCGUUGGUCACAUGUUUACGCAACAGGUUUACGGGGAACCAUACUGAAACGAGUCGAGAUAUACUCCAUAAGAGUCCAAGGGAAAAGUCAGUAUGGACUCGCAAGAAACCGCGAACAGUAUGGCCGAACCUGCUUCGGGUCAUGAAAAACCUAUGGUGAAGCCAAACGUUCCUUUACCACCGCAAGGAUUUCAGGCGCGACCUCAGGGUCCGCCACCAUCUCCCAGAAAUUCGAUAAAUAAUGGUCCCAUAGGCGCGCCUCGACCAGGACAACCGCUACGCCGAUUGGACAGUCGUUCUUCCCUAGGUCCGUCGCCGGGUCAAUUUGUGCAGCUUAGACCUUACGGUCCGCCGAGACCCCCGGGAAACACCUUUCCUCCAAGGUCACCGCAACCCGGUCAGCUGCCGCCGCAGAAUCCGCUGCAUCCCCCAAAUCAGCGUUUCAUAUCGCCGGGGAUCCGUGGUCCUCCACCGCCAGGAAUUGGAGGUCAACGACCACCCUUCAUUGGGAACCAGCAAGCGUAUCAAGCACAACUGCAGCAGCAACAACAACAGCAACAGCAGCAGCAACUGCGAUUUCAACGACCGGAUAUUCCGCCCGAGAACGAACCGCGACGAUCUAGUCAAGAAUCUGUUUUCCCAAGACCGUUACUGAGAAAUGACUCGUUAUUGACUCUGCAACGGCAGCAAUUUUUGUCAAACGAGGAACUCAAGCAGCCACCACGACCGCGCAUUGUUAUCGAAAAGAUGGCGGAUAUAAACGAGACCAACGUUGAUAAACCAGAAGACCAUGUACAGAAAAAGAGAUCCGACGUUCGUGAGAACGGCGAGAAUGACGACGACGACGACGUCGUGAUGGAUAGCGAGAAGUCACCGCGACACCAUCAGGACGUUUCCGAGGGACUGACGAACGGCUCCAAGUCGCCCUUAGUUCCGAAGCAACCGAUAAGUCGGCCGGGAACGGCCACUAUCGAAAACGCGAGUAAAUAUCAUGAUAAAGCAUCGAAGGAUGAUGUAGCGUCGACUAUUUCUCAAAGCAGACCUUCCUCCGGAUUAAGUAAAGAAGAAAGAAGAGACGAGGAAAAACUCUCUAGAUCGCCAUCGAGCAAAGAGCCUAACAUCAUCAAGAGCUUGAAGGGAGAGAUUGACGUUGUGAAAAAUUUGGCGGAGGAUUUUGUGAGAGACGAAGUAAGUUUACUCGAAGAUUCGAUGAGUCAUAAAUCGCCUCGGCCACCGAGCGUUGAGACCUUCGAAUUAAUUGAAGAAAUUCAAAAGCCACUUAGUCCGUACAGCGGUAUCGCAUUCGAACAGAGCUUGAAAACUCCUCCGAAAUCUUCGGACAAUUCGCGCUCUGCCACACCGUCGUCCCAGAACGCGGAACAGGCAGCGUCGAGGCCUCUGUCCAGGAUCUCGGACAGGUCGCGUUCCAGCACUUCAGCGCACCUGGACGCGACCGAAAACGCGGAACGGAGCAAGACUCCCGAUAAGUCGCGUUCCGGCACUCCGGCCGGAAUGGAGCCGCGCGGAAACACGGAACAGGAAUCGAGAUCGCGCGCGAGUACUCCGCUGCUUCAGCCCUCACCAUCUCCAAAUGCGGAGAAGGAACCGCGUCUGACCCCGACGAAGUCGCCCGACAAGUCGCGCUCGAGCACGCCAGCCGGAAUAGAAUCGAGUGGCAAAGCCUCCACCGAGGAUCGCGACAAAUCUGGCGAAGAUACUCUCCAGGUGAGAGAGUCCAGCAGACCGGGCUCGUCGUUGGGUUCUAGGGGCAAGGAUGACAAGUCGCCGAAAUCACCGCGAUCGCCUACGAUGCCGAAAGACCAAGGUAAAUUGUCGACGCCGGACUCAGCGAGAACCCCGACAGCAUCGUCCGGAGGUGUGAAGGGCUUUGAUGACGAGGAACAAAGAUCGUUAUCUUCCGGUGGUAGUCCUCGAGCGUCGAACUCUCCGAAAUCAGCCGCGAAACAGACCGAGGGUGAGAAGAAGAAGAAAACGUCCUUCGUUGAAACCGCCGACAAGAAAUCGGUGGAAAUAGCGGACCCGAUCCCGACAGCGACGUCCCCGUCGAAGGCUAAAACUCCACGUCCGCAAACACCGGCGAGAUUGGAAGACGAGAAGUCUGCGAAGAAAAAAGCGAUCCAAAAUGGCAGCGAAUCGCAAGCGGCAAAUGGAUCAACCGCUGGAUCGCCUACGAAAUCACCUAGCAAAUCUGCUAAAUCAUUACCGCGAACUCCCGACACGCCUUCCUCGACUGCCCAGGAUAAAAAGAAAGUACCGAUGAAUAAAGUUCAAGUUGGCGCUGCGCCUUCCCCGAAUCUGAAGACUGUGCGAUCGAAAAUCGGUUCUCUGGACAACGCGAGUUACAAACCGGGCGGCGGCAAAGUGAAGAUAGAGAACAGAAAGCUGGACUUUGGAAGCAAAGCGCAGCCAAAGAUCGCGGCGAAAAAUGAUAAAUACAUGCCUAGCGGUGGCGAUAAAAAGAUCGCUCAAGUGAAGCUUCAAUGGAAUGCUAAAUCCAAAGUGGGCUCCUUGGAUAAUGCAACUUAUAAGCCAGGCGGUGGUGACAAGAAGAUCGAGACGGUAAAACUCGACUUCAAAGACAAGGCAAAACCUAAAGUCGGAUCCAAAGAUAACGCGAAACAUAUUCCUGGCGGCGGCACCGUUAAGUCCGCGACUCCACCUAAGACACCACAGGAAGUGAAAAACAACAUCCCGAUGCAAAAAUUAGACAUCAAGGCCGAAAGUAAGAUCGGUUCGUUGGACAAUGUGAAACAUAAGCCGGGUGGUGGCGACAAAAAGAUUUUCAACGAUAGAGACUAUCUUCGGCAAACGAGUUCCAACGUGGAAAGCUUGAAUGGCAGCGGGUCUCAGAGCCCCGUGCCCUCCGGCGCGAUCACCACCGGCAAGAACGGCCUGCCAGCCUCGGACGAGAACCUGAACCAGGAAUGCUAGGUCACGAAAAGUCGGCCGAUAGACCCGCUUUAACUAUAUCAUUUGCAUAUGAUUAAUCACGUUUACCUAUCCAACCCCCUUUGGAGGACGAACGAGCGCGGUCCUCGCGCGCGCGCGCGCGAUCGAGAGCGAUUAUUGAGAUGGACGGCGCACGGAACUCCUCGGGAAAAAAAAACGGAGCAUUGCUGAUCGAUAUCUCUCGUCCACGCGCGAAUGACGGAAUUUUGUCGCGACGGGCGAACUUAAUCAACGAACGAAGCAAUAUACGUUAUUCGCAUUCAUUUGUUGUUAAGUAUCGAGCGCGAAUUCCGAGUGUGCAUCUUAUCCUGCAUUUGCACUUUUUAAUUGUUUUUAGAAAAAAAAACGAGUGAAUAGAUCACGAUAAAAUAUUUUACAUCACACCACAUGUCUAUGUAAUAUGUUUACAUAACGCGUAGACAUAUUCGUAAACAUCUUAUUACAUAAAUACGUAAAUUAUGAAGCGCGUAAGAGAAAAAUGACUGAAAAACAUUUUUAUUAAUAAUAUAAAGCAAAAAAGAGAAAUUAAAAAA